AUGCGCGCCGGUGACUCCAGGGGGGAUUGUGAGGAGAAGAUGGGCAGUCACAAAUAUCGCUCCCUCUCCACAUGCAUGAGUGCCUCUCCCUCCCCUUGCCAGGUGGAGGAGUGUGAGGAGAAUGUGGGGAAGCUGAGGAAGCUGAGAUUCGAGGCGGAGAACAAGUUUGACGCGACGCAUGCGAUGGGGGAGAAGAUGAAGGAGAAGAUGGCCGAGUGUGAGGAGACCACCGCCAAGAACGCUGCUGAGCGGGAGAAGGAGAAGAGCGAACUGAUGGCACAGGUACAUGAGCUGGAGAACAAGGUGAAGGAGCUGCAAGCGAAGCUGGGCAUCAGUGAGGACAGCAGCACCAGUGAUGACACCAGCAGUGACGGCAACACCAGUGACAAGUAA
Closterium sp. Naga37s-1 is the source of this 393-nucleotide messenger RNA. The record is from the annotation of a GenBank genome assembly. Lineage: Eukaryota; Viridiplantae; Streptophyta; Zygnematophyceae; Desmidiales; Closteriaceae.